Messenger RNA from Quercus robur (English oak), 3817 nucleotides. Its product is annotated as filament-like plant protein 7. The record is from RefSeq and is a predicted model, not a curated record. Bases 335 to 3535 code for a protein of 1066 amino acids. The transcript has 6 exons. NCBI's taxonomy places the organism in Eukaryota, Viridiplantae, Streptophyta, Magnoliopsida, Fagales, Fagaceae.
GGAUGACUCACUGUUUCUCUCUCUCUCUCUCUCCCUCCAAUCACCGUAUUGAAUAAUUAAUAUGCACUUGGGUAGUGUCGGUAGAGAGCAAGCAUCCUAUGAUGUUUUCUUCUCCUCAAAGUUUUGCAAUAUAUAUAAUAGUUUUUCUUUCACUUUCACUUUCACUUCCACCUCCAUUUCCACUUUCAAACGUUGAAUUUUUGGUUCAAUCAUGGUUACAACUCAUGUCUCUUUCUCUCUCCCUCACUUGGUUUAUGAUACCAACAAGAGUUGUUGAUCCUUGAACUGAUCAUAAGCAAGACUUUGGUGCCAAAUUUACCAAGCAACUGAAAUCAUGGAUCAUAAGUCAUGGCUUUGGAGGAGGAGAUCUUCAGAGAAGACAAUUGUCGCAGCUGAAAAAGUUGCCAAACCUCUAAGAAAAACUGAAGUAGAGACACGUACACUUCCAACAGAGAAUGAAGUAGGGCCUGAGAGAUCUGCCAAAAAUCUCAAUGAGAAGUUAGCUUCAGUCCUUCUUGAUCAUCCUGCUAAAGAUGAAGUAAAAAGGGCCCAAGAAGCUGAUACAGGCUGUGAGAAAGUAAAAGCAGAAUGUCUAAAACAAGAACUAGAUGAGGCUUUGAGGCAGGGAGCAGCUGCAAAUGAACAACUAACUCGUUCAGAGGCUGCAUUGAAGGAAUCUGUUCAGAAAUUAAAAUCUGUUCAAGAAGAACAGGAUCAAAGAAUACAUGAUGCCAUUACGAAAACAUCAAUAGAAUAUGAGAAGGCUCAGAAGAAAUUGGAGGAGCAGUUGGAGGAGACUAGUAAACAGCUCACGAACUUAGCUUUUGAGAAUGGUCAACUGAGCAAGGCCCUUCUGGCCAAAGAGAAAAUUAUUGAAGACCUACAAAAACACAAGUCUCAGGCAGAUGCAGAAUUUAAUGUGCUGAUGGCUAGAGUGGAUUCUGUAGAAAAGGAAAAUGCUUAUUUGAAGUAUGAGUUUCACGUUCUUGAGAAGGAGCUUGAGAUUCGGAAUGAGGAGAUGGAAUACAACCGUCGAUCUGCUGAUGCAGCACACAAGCAACAUUUGGAAUGCGUGAAGAAAUCCGCAAAGUUAGAAGCAGAAUGCCAAAGACUCCGUCUCCUCAUGCGAAAACGGCUGCCAGGUCCUGCUGCUUUGGCAAAUAUGAAGAGUGAAGUUGACAUGCUGGGAAGGGAUCACGCGAAUAUGAGAAGAAGAAACCAGAACCCUACUAGAGAUCUGGUUGUCAGAAAUGCCACAGAAACCUCUUCUGAAAUCCCUAAUAAGAAUAUGAGUUUCAUGAUUGAGAAAUUACGUAAUAUGGAAGAAGAAAACAAGGCUCUAAAAGAAAUUGUGGCCAAGAAGAACACUGAACUCCAUUCCUCAAGGUUCAUGUAUGUUCGAACAGCUUCCAGAUUAUCACAGGCUGAGGCUCAGCUUAUCGAACUUUCUAAAGGUGAAAAAUCUAUGGAGCUGACAAGGUGUACUCCUAAAUCAAAUGAACAUUCUCUGUUGUCAGGUUCAGAUAUUGGAAGUGAUGAUGGAAUUAGUUCUUCGGGAUCUUGGGCUAAUGCUCUAAUUUCAGAGCUGGAACAUUUCCGAACUGCAAAACUCAAAAGUACACCAGAACACCAAGCCGUUGAAGUUUCAGAUAUGAAUUUAAUGGAUGAUUUUGCUGAGAUGGAGAAAUUGGCAAUAGUUUCCAUGAAUGCCCCUAGAAAAGAAAGUCACCCCAAUUUUACUGGUACUGAUCUAAUUCCAGUUUCAGGUCAUUCUGACUUCAGCAAUAAGAUGCAAUCAAAAAAUGUAGCAACAGAACAAACUUUUGACUGGCUUCAGAUUGUUUUGAAUGCAAUGCUAGAGCAAAAGCGUAUUUCAAAGAGAAGUCUAAAUGAACUUUUUGAGGACAUCAAAAUUGCUUUGGGUUAUAUAAAUCGUCCAACUUCAAGUGCAGCUGAUUCAGCUGCAAUCUCAAAUCCUGGAGAAUCCGACCCUAUCCAAAUUAGUGGUCAUAUAACUUGGAAAUCUCCGAACACAUCCCCACUUGCAGAUUCGUUGACCAGAGCUUUAGCUAUUGACACCUCAGUGGAAGAAAAAGGCAAUCAAAAUAACUUAUCUAAUUUGAGUGAGUCAGUUGGUGAAAUUAUCAAACUGAUUGAAGGAAUCAACCCAACACCUUUUGUCAGUAAUAAUACUCCAGACCAUGGGUCUAAGAGGGAUCAGGAUUCCAAACCAUUCCAUUCACCAACAUCAUCAGACUACUUUGUCCGUGUUUUCCAAUGGAAAUGUUCAGAGCUAAGUGGUGUUCUACGACAAUUUGUUUGUACUUGUACUGAUCUAUUAAACGGAAAAGCUGAUCUUGGAAAAUUUGCCACGGAACUGUUGUUUGCUUUAGAAUGGAUUAUUAAUAACCAUGUGACUCCUAAAGGUACUUCAAGUGCAAGAAAUAAGAUCAAGAAGCAUUUUGGUUGGAUGGAUUCCCGAACUGAAAAUGAACCUGGAGUUCAUACAUCCGAAGAGCAGUCAUCAUGUUUGCCAUUGGUAGCUUCUUCCCCUGAGCAGGAUGUUUUGCUCCAAAUGGAGGAGGUUCAGUGUAAACUGCAAGAAGAAAACAGCAGACUAAAAGAUGAAUUGAAGAAUAUGGAAGCCUCAAAGAAAGAUAUGGAAGCUCUGUUACAGUCUGCAACAGAUAAGAGUGAGGCCUUAACAAUACAACUUCAAGAAGCAAAACAAAGCAUUGGAAACUUACAAGCAGAACUGCAAACUUUAAAAGAAUCAAGAGGGAUGAUUGAAGAUCAGAUUGAAAACCAAAAAUCGAUAAACGAAGAACUUGAUACUCAGCUCUCUGUUGCCAAAGCUAAAUUGAAUGAAGUCCACCAGAAGUUCUCGUCUUUGGAAGUCGAAUUGGAUGAUAAAAAUAACUGCUGUGAAGAAUUAGAGACCACAUGUCUUGAGCUUCAACUCCAGCUAGAAAGCGUUGCAAAGGAAACUCCACAGCACAGUAUGAAUCAAGAGGGAAAGCAAUCACAGAAUGGAUGGGAGAUGACAACAGCUUCCAUAAAGUUGGCGGAGUGCCAAGAAACCAUACUGCACCUGGGUAAACAGCUGAAGGCUCUAGCUUCACCUAGGGAAGCAGUAUUGUUUGACAAGGUUUUCUGUAAUACCAGCACAGCGGCUCCUACCACUGAUAAUAAGAAUAUGAACAAGCGUUCUUCCUUGCGUGAUCGAAUGCUAGCUGAGGAUGGUACUAAGGCAGAGAUUCUGAAGUCUUCUAAGAUUAAAGAAACUAUAAGCACUGCAGACACACAGAAAGAACUCCUUAACUCCAAUAGUAAUAAUGCUUUGUGCGCUCCUAAUGGCCUGGUACAUACUCCAGAAGCAAAUCUUAGUUCAAAGCACAAAGGAGUUAACAAUGCAGUUGGUGCUCUAGCUGUUAUCCCAAGUAAGAAACAGGGAGGAUUUGGUUUGCUAAGGAAACUUUUGCUGAGAAGGAAGAAAGGAUGCAGCAAGAAAUCCCGAGCCCUCGCUAAGGCAUGAGUACAGAAAGGUGAAGAGCCCAAGCUGAAAAAUCUGCCUUGGCAACAACACAUGCCCAGUAAAGGAAUCAAAUCUGCAGUGUUCACAGUUUUUGUUGAUUACUAAUUGUAUUUGAAUUUUUCACCUUGAUGAAUGGAGAAAGUGAAAGUUUUUUUUUUUUUUUUAACAGUUAGAGAAAGAGAGAAUUUCUACUGUUUUAAGUGUUGAUGAUGUACAUAUCUCUGGGUUUGGGUACAUUGGAGAGACUAUAAAUACAUAUCAGCACAUUGGAGUUGAGAAUAA